CGACGAGGCCGAUGUUCGUUCAUCCUUGCAGACCACGGUGUUUAUUGCACGGAGUUUGUACAGGUAUGUGAUUGCAGACAGUGAGGUUUGAUGUAGAGGAUAGUCAUUUCUGAUGAGAAAAAUAGAUCACCUCUGACCUGUAGGCGUCGAAUGCCCUCAGCAGACUUCCAAAGCGGUUCGAAGGUGAAAUCGCGCCAACAACUUAAUGCUCUGUGUACCAGCCGACGGAAGGUCUUAAUUUAUUUGAAGGCUUUUAACGUUUGCCUUUGUUGUUAAAGGAAUGAAUUCGAUGUUUCUUAUUGACAAAACAGUUUUCCUACCCUAGUAGCUUCAGGAAAAUGCUGAGGGUAUUGUAAUAUCAGAGUUUGAGAUACAGAUCGCAUUAUAUAUUGCAGCUUCAUUUUACAAGUGGAAAACGAAACAGUAUGGGUAUUUAUAUGAAUAUUUAUUGGUUUUUGGAGUCUCAUCAAUAUGCUUGGAGAAUCGCAGAAUUCAAUAACGUCAGCUGACAACCUCUCAGCUGAGAAUUUUGAAAGGUAAUCAUUAAUUUUCCGACAUUCUAUUUGCGUGCGCCCGCUUAUUUCAAGUCAGAUGAACCGUGGAAAAUCAAUGACAUGAUUAUAAUUCAAGUUGCCCCAGCUCGUAGAUAUGGUGGAGUUUUAUUGACAUACCUAAAAACGGAACUAAUCUCGAUUAAGUGGCUGAAAUAAGGAAUGAGAGAAAAUAUUUAAUUCUGAGCAUUCACCUACGAGAACACGUGUUGUAACCGGAAAAAGUUGUAGUAGCUCAAUUGUUUUAUGCACUCUAUUUAUUUAGCAGUUAAUGAAUGAGGCUGAGUAGGAUAUGAAGAAUUAUGCAGAUCAAGGAGGGUGCUAUCCACCAAGGCCGACAGCCAAGGUGGAUAACACCCUCCACGAUCUGCAUAAUAUUCCUUGAGCCCGAAUGGGCUCUGAGUCAAUAGCCCAUGAGGCCGAAGGCCGGAUGGCAUUGAAUGGGCUCUUGACUCAGAGGCCAUGAGGGUGAGCGGAAUAAUUGUUUUAGUAAAAUCCAACUAGUUGGUCAAAAAUAUUGAGCAUAAAAAAAAUUUAGCUAGUUAAAACUAGACUUAAAUCCUUUUUUGCCGCCAAAAAGCCUGCGCUUUUCGCUACUAGGGGCCUAUAACACAUAUAGCCUAGUAGUAGCUCAACCAAUCAGAACGCAGUAUUGAGAAUAGACCACUAGUUGGAUUUUACUAAUUUUCUUUAUAUCCUAUGAAAGCCGAAUUCAUUAAUUACUUUAUUAUUCAUUCAAAAUAAUUGCUAGUUUGAAAACAAGCUAAAACACGCUUACCUUCGUCAAUGUUAAGCUCACCUCGAUAGUGCAUGUUUAGAAGAUAAAGGGCUGUUCAGGUCUCCAAAUGGCAGAUGUUGGCCGUCAAGUUGUCUUCUUGCUAUGUUUCUAGACAACAGUUCAUCGUGAAAUGAGUAAAAUGUUCCGCCAACUGUUCAGCCAUUUUUUUUCACAGCCAAAACAACUCAACCUCGUCCCCAGGUCUUCUUGGUUAAUGGUGCAUUAACCUGCGACAGUGCUGCACUUCUGACAUCAUCGGUUGAUUAAUCGCAAAAUUCUUCCAAAUUUGGUCAACAGUAGCUGGUUAUGGCGAAUUAUGCUUGUUCUUUUAGCCAAUCAGAGAUGGAGAAAUAUUUUGAAUGAAUAAUAAAUCUGUUUACUGAUGACUGCCUAUUCAUUUCUGGAAAUUGUGAUCGAUAACAAAUUUUAGUUGGCAGACAUCUGUUAUGAAAUCAAACUGUAUUAUCUCCAUAGUGAUUCAAUUUUGCCCUGUUCCUAAUGCAGAUCAUUCACAGCAAGAACCUGUCUAAAAACCAUCUAGCACUAUGAGUCAAGCCCCUUAUCCACCUGGAGGAUAUGCCUAUGGACCAGGACAAGGAUAUCAACAACCAGGUUAUUACAUGCCGUGCAUGAUGUCAGGAACGAAAUUGAGGCAUAUAUGAGCUUACUGGGACUGGCUUAGGCCUUGUUUAUAGCACUAUGCAAAAUUUUGUUUCUUUUGCAAAAAAAUCUGUCAACAGGAAGCCAUGCUUUUCUUGUGUCAAGCGACUGUGCGCUAGCAUGCGCUGUGGCCCUGGUAGCUAACUUUUGCAGCCGGUCAACUAGAAAAUCUUUUCAUAGAAAUCGUCUGCUGAGCACCCUGAGAGCAUUGGGCUCCCUACAAUUUUUCUUAGAGCACAGCCAUGAAUUAUUUUUAUUCACCUAUCAAAAUUUUCUCAACUGUCACCAAACUUCAAAGAUGCUGUCAAGAACAUUUUGGAGGCAGCCGAAAAGCCUGCAAUGUUUUGUCAGGCAACAAAAUCCUGUGUUCCUUGGUCUUCCUUGACAGCUAUCCUUCAUUGAGGCAUGUUAUUUCGCGAACAUGACCAAUUAAAGUUCCUUUAAUUGACAUUUCUGGUUAUAUGGAAAAGUUUGCUUGUCUCAGAUGUGAACAAGGUUGCAAAAUAAAAGAUUGGUGGUGAAUAAUUUCCAAAUUUUUUCAAAUGCUGAACUCCAUUUUUAGUCAGAGUGUGAACAGGGCCCUAUGUAAAAACUUGAUCUGUGCUGCUUUUUUAAUUUGUUGAAUUACAAGUGGCUGGCUGUCUAGUCCCAUAAAUUAUUGUUACAUUGUAAAUCUUUCCUUCCCCUUGAAGUCAGUUAAUGUCUCCUUUUCCACAAAUAUUGGAUUUAUGCAGGGUCAUUUCUUAAUGCCAUGCCUGCCUUACCUGACCAUAUGCAUUUUGCUCAUAUUUUAUCGUUAAUUUCCAGGUCAGCCACAAGUUGGUUUUGCCCCUCAACAGGGUUAUGGUCCUGCGCCCCCUCAGCAGCAAGGAUAUGGAUCUUUUAAUGUUGCUUUUGAGGGUAAGGACAAGGUUCAAGUGCUUUUUAACCAUGCCUUAAUGUUAUGUCAGUGUCUCUGGCACAAUUUGUAGGGUGUGACGGAAGUAGCUUCAAGCAAGUACAGAUCCCAGGGUUGGGGCUAUUUUGGUAUAACAAUGUUGGGGCGGUGCAAAACCUCUUUUUGUGGGUUGGGGAUGGGGGCUGUUAUCAGAUGCUAUAUGUGGAAAAUAACGUCCUCUGUUCUGUUCUGUUCUGUCCCCACCUGGCUGGAGGUGCGCCGGGCUGUUUUGAGGGAGUUCUUUUACUCUCAAAAAAGAUUAGAUUAUUAGUUAUUAUUAGUUUUGUCCCUCUGCCUCAUGAUCCUUGUUUUUGUUGGGGCAGGGUAGGGGAGUCCCUGAAGCUUCCUUCCCCCCCCCCACCCCUCUCAGACCCACCACUGGUUAAAGCAUCAGGGAGGCCAUGGUAGCAUACUGGUACCAAUAGAGCAAUGUAUGUGUAACUUUUGUCAUAAUUAUCAAAAACUGCAGGAAGAGUUGAUCGGCCCACAUACUCCGGAUCAGAUGUUCCAGCUCAGGACAUGUUUGAUAAUCAGUUUGCCAAGGCUCCAGUUCCUUCUGCUCCACCUGCUGAUAUGUUUGCACAAUACUCUGGUUAUGAAAAUACAAGGUUUGGUAAGUAACAUUACAUGUAUUCAACCUAUUAUGUAUAUUUGUCGAUCUAUUUUUCAAUGUUUUGUUAUUAUGCUGUUUAGUAACUACAUUGUAUUUAUAGCUAGGAAUGAAAGUAGUACUGGCAUGUAAUCCUUCGUUCACAAGCCAGAUUGUUUUUUUUGUUUGUUUGUUUGUUUUUUAUUAUUAUUUUCAGGCAGUUCAUUUGUGCCACCUCCACCUCCUUAUGUUCCUCCACCCUCCUCGGAGAUGCCAGAGCAGCUCUUCCAACAGUGAGUUUGUUUUCUCAGAAUACUGUGAACACCUGAAUAAAGAGCCAUUUACAACAAAGAUCAGUAGACGUACAAGCAAACUGCAAACUUAUUGCUGCACUUGCUUGCAAUUUUGUUUUCUCAUGCCUGAUUAGUUUUUCUUUGCAACACAAUAACAUUUCAGAAUAUAAAAAAUCAUUUAAAUAAUAAUAUUAGUUUAAAUUACUUUUCCUUUAUUUGGUUUGCAAGUCACAGAAUCAUUUAGAAGAUGCAGAGCCAGAGUAAAAUAAAAAUGUUCUAAAUGCUUUAAUUCUUCCAACUGGAUCUUCAAUUCUGCUGAACUUGUCACUCCACUCACAACUCUAUCUGAUUUUUCAUUCUCACUAGCUCUGACUUCUUCAUUAGCAACAUAUAGUUUUAAGGGAUUCAAUCAACUUAGAAAUAAGUAGAACAAAUAAAUUGGCUGUUCCUUAAUUAACAGGUCAACUGCUAUAAGUGAUGAUCAGGCUCGUGAUGCCAUGCUUCAGUUUGUUAGUGAACAUUGCUGUUAUGGAAAGACCCCAGCUCAGGAAAUGGUGAUUAAGGACAUAGUUCCUUCAAGUGCGUACCAUGUAAGCUCAAUGGAAAACAAUAAAAUAAAUUAAGUACGUAUUUAUUUAAUCCCAUUCACAGUCGUUGAGGAUGGAAAAGGUGGAACAUAAUUGAAAGCUAUAGCCUUGUGAAGAACAUAUGACCCUUACUAAUAUACUUGCUUUAUCUUCAACAAUUAAAUCACUAAGAUUGGAGGUUGUACUUUUUUGUGAAUGGUUAUUGUAUUUAUUCUUGACCAGAUUUUAUGUUUUUAGUAUUCUCUUGCAAGCUUCUGUGAGUCACGGAAAACUGAGUGGCAAUAUGAACCUUACAGAGGUAAGCGUCAAAAAGACUUUAUUAAUAUCAUAAAUCUCCCCUUCUAUUCCUUGUUGGCUACUAAAAAAAAGUUCUGGGCCAGCUCUGGAAGAAACAUAUUUUCAAAAAUAACUGAAAAUUUUGGAAUGAUGUUUUUGGGACUAAACUGGUUUUUCCACAAAGAGCAUGUUUUCCUCUCAUUGUUGCCUUUUUCAGCUCUGGUUGUAGGCUAAUGGAAUUCUUUGGAGGUGAACAAUUUGACAUUAUUGAACAAUCCUUGCUAUUGUUAUCCUUGUACCUUAGUUUAAAGUAUAAGAUUCAGAGCAAAAUAAAUGAGCACCUUUCUCAGGGAGGAUGUUUAUAUCCACUGAGGCCAAAUAUAUUUUUGUUGAUAACCUGUUCACUUUUGGGUCUAUGAGUGUUUUAGACACCAUGUCAUUGUUAGUUUUCAAGUACCAUUUUGAUUUACUUUCAGGACAACCUAUUGACAGUCCAGUCAAUGGCCCCGCCCCUCUCCCAUGGAACAUUCCAGCUCAACCACAACAGAUGUUUUCUGAUUUUCAAACCAAACUGGAGGUUCCUCACACUGCAAAUAUUAAGGUACUAAUGUGUAAUUCCUCUACAGACACUUUCAAAUGCAAGCCCCCAAAAAUAAACAAUUCUGUUAAUUUUCAUUACAUGUACCCCAAAAUUGCACAAAUAAAGUGUACUGCAUUCAAGUUAACUAUCUCAGAUCUCAGUGGACAAGCCCACACAUAGCUUUCAUAUGAUAGAGCUUAGUCUUUAACGUACAAUAACCUCAACACAUCCAAGGUAUCUAUAUUCUAUCCAUCACUUGGCACCUUACUUAAAGGUGAGAAGUAAUUCACCCUUUAAAACCGUAAGAUCAAAAUUAAAAUUCUCAUUUGUUGCCCCUCUUCAUUUCCUACAGAAGUAGUGGGGAGAAGUUGAUAAAAUAUCAAGCAAAUUCAUCUCGUGUGAUCAUGUUUGUAGUUCUCAUGACCACUCUGUUUCACAAAGCAUUGAUAUUACAAGGGGAAAUUUGAUGCUGGGAUUGCCAUCACUAUUAAGAGAGACCCUGGGUCAAGGUUUCUGUAUCUAAUCAACUGCAUCAGGCAGCUGUGGUAAAGACAAUUAAUGCAAAGUCAAAUGAGAAUGAGAAAGCAAAUUGAAAGGACUGAACAUAUUAGCUGCAGAACUUAUUAAUUUUGUUGCGGCAUGAUUCUACAGGUAGAUGUAUAUCCAAUACAGAGGCUUUUUAGUUACCAGUAUUCCUCCAAGAUGUCAUUUUUCUGUUAUCAUAAAUUAAAUAAAAUAUUCAAUUUUCAACCAUGUCAUGACUGUCUUGCCGUGGGCUACAUACGAUGUUACAAGUGCUGUGGCAGAGGAAGGGUGCGUACAUUAUAUAACCGAUUAUGGUCUAAAAAAAGCUUGUAUGAAACUGGCUGUAUCUUUGUCAUGUAAUAGUUCGCAUAGGGUUACUGUGAUAAAGUUUAUUAUUUUAUUUGUUUCUCUUUGUCUUAAACUGCAAUCCAUCUCCAUCGACAGCAAAAGUUUACUUGGUGCUCUUUUUGUCUCUUCCCCGUUUUCCACUCAGUUUUGAAACUGCUCUGCCUAAGUGCACGCGUUGCCUGCAAAAACAGCCGUGCCUCCUUGCUCCUCACGGCAAGGUGAGAGGAGAUGAGGCUGUUUUCGCAGGCUACGAUCCUGUCAGCCACUCAGGCUUGUAAUCACAGCUACUAUAACCUCACCAGUUUUUUAAAGGCUUUGGUUACUUGGUACACGAACUGACUGCUUAUCUCUUACAAUUGAUUGAAAUGUUUCUUUCUGUUGCCAUUAUGAUGUUAAGUUGAUUUUGUUUGCUUGUAGCUACGAUGUUCCAGAUGCCAGGGCUCUGGUUUUGUACAAGAAGGAAUGGAGCAAGUCCAGUGUAACAUCUGUUUUGCCAGAGGAUGGAAAAUGUAGGUGACAUCAAUUUAGUUGGGAAAAGAUAAAGUUAUUUUCUCUCUUCAAAUCCAAAACUGUAACUUUGUUUCUUGGCUAAUUUUUGUCAACAGGUGUGAUUUAUGUAAUGGACAUGGGCGUGUGAAGUGUUGGACCUGUAUGGGAAAUGCCCAGUUAAAAACUUUCAUUGAGCUGACUGUUAAAUGGUGAGUCAUCUUAAUUUUUACAUUAUGUAAUUUGUUUAAAUUAGAAGUGACAUAAAUUAUUACUAUUUUGCUGACACGGAACAGAGAGUCGGGUUCUAAGUGUAGCGCGCGAGGGAUUGCGGUUAAGGGGUUUGAUUUAGUGACUGUUUAGUUAUGCGUGCCAUUCUCUGGUCGGCCUCGCCGCGUCAACUUGCUUUGUUUGGUUUAGUUUUUGCUUAAUUCUGUUAGCCUUUAUUUCGUUACCAUCUGUACUGGUCCCUAUGUUCCUUAGCUAUUUUAUUUAGCAUCUCAUUUUCUGCUCGUAUUUUAUUAGGCUUUAUUUUAUUUGUUUUGCCUUAUAACCCUAAAGGCGACGCCAUAGCAUAGGUUGACUCCCUUUUUUUCCAGUACUUGGUUGUUUUUGGUUUACGAGUCUGGCUGUGGUGUGUUCUUAGAAUAAUAUUAUUACUUUAAUAGAGGAGUUUUUCACGUGAGUUAAUAAAGUAUUUCAUGGGCCUGGCUGACAGAUGCACCCAUGGCUCCAAGUGUUGUUUUGUGUGUUUGGUUGUGUAGUGGAGGCAAAAUACUUUAGAUUUGCUUUCCAGUCUUUUUAACUUCGUUUCAUGAUCACUUCCUUAAGUAGCCGAAGCAAAAAUGCAACAAUAUUUAAUACACUUUCCAAAAUGCUGAAAAACAAACAGUUCCAUGUGAACAUACUGCUAAGGAAGCUUCAUUUGAAGUGUGACACUACUGGAUUUUGAUGAAAGACUCAAAAGUACGAGCCACUUUGUAGAGCGUAAUUAACAGUACCAUCGGAAAGUAUUGGCAAAGAGGUUUUUAUUUUGGAUGGGCACACUACAGGAAUUUUUCACAGUCUCAAAAAAAUAAGAACCACCUUGUACAGCAUAAUAAACAUUACCAUGACAGGAAAGUAUAACUGCUCAGUAGCUUUCAUGUGAAUGGUAUUAAACACUGUAGGAUUUCAUCCAUAUACCCAAUAGUAAGAACCACCUUCUACAGCAAAAUAAUUAAGUAAGUGAACAGUACCACGGGAAAGUACUGCUCAGUAGUUUAUUUUUUAUUUAUUUAUUUACAUUUUUACAGGGAAAACAACGUGUCGCAUCAUGUUGUUGGUAGAACAGAACAGCUUCCUAGUGAACUCAUCGUCAAUUCCCAAGGAACGGAGAUAUUCAGUCAAGAGCUUCCUCGGGUCAGUUGUGCUUAUUAUUUUACCCAACUGGACUCAGCUGCUUCGAAGGUUGAUAAUGCUGUGUACUGGAUUAACCUCCAUUUUGUGGAUUGGUCUUUAGCUAGGUGCCAGUAGACGAAACACAGUCCCAACAUUGUUGAGCCAACAGGUUGUGUCCGUUUGCAUAUGUUUGACUGGUUUCAAACUUUGCACAACAACUCCCAACAACACGCAACAGAAUGUAACAGUGCGUGCAAAUGGACACAACAUGUAACAUCCAACAAUGUUGGGAGUUGCUGGCCAACAAUGUUGCGUCCGUUUGCACCGAUGGCAACAGGAUUGUCUUAAAAGCAAUAGGUUUAAAUUCGAGACAACAACAAAAACUUUCCAAAUGUAUCGCCCCUUUUUUCUACAUUUCUUUACUGUCGAUGCACGUUUUCUCUAGGAGUCUGCAGAACGUGAACACAUGACAACGAUUUUAAUUUUUUUUUAAACUGACAUACAGUCCUUUAGAAUUCAGUUCCAGAAAAAUUCAUCACUGAACAUUUGACAUAUUAGACAACAUGGAACAUGGCCGAACACAUAUCACUAGCGAUAAGUGUUUCCCAGAAAGGAGAACACAUAUCACUAGGGAUAUGUGUUUCUCAGGUGGGGGAACAAAUAUCAAUAGGGAUAUGUGUUUCCCAGGUGGGGGAACACAUAUCACUAAGGAUAUGUGUUUCCCGGGUGUAGGAACACAUAUCACUAAGGAUAUGUGUUUCUCGGGUGGGGAACACAUGUCACUAGGGAUAUGUGUUUUCCCUGAUGGGGGAACACAUGUCACUAGGAAUAUGAGUUUCCCAGGUGGAGGAACACAUAUCACUAGCGAUAUGUUUUUCCCAGGUGGGGGAACACAUAUCACUAGCGAUAUGUGUUUCCCAGGUGGGGGAACACAUAUCACUAGAGAUAUGUGUUUCCAAGGUAGAAAAACACAUAUCACUAGGGAUAUGUGUUUCCUAGGUAGGGGAACACAUAUAACAAGGGAUAUGUGUUUCCCAGGUGGGGAAACACAUAUCACUAGGGAUAUCCGUUUUGCAGGAGGGGGAAACACAUAUCACUAGGGAUAUGUGUUUCCCAGGUGGGGAAACACAUAUCACUAGGGAUAUGUGUUUCCCAGGUGGGGGAACACAUAUCACUAGAGAUAUGUGUUUCCAAGGUAGGGAAACACAUAUCACUAGGGAUAUAUGUUUCCCAGGUACGGGAACACAUAUCACUAGGGAUAUGUGUUUCCCAGGUGCGGGAACACAUUGUGUUUCCCGAGUGGGGAAACACAUAUCACUAGGGAUAUGUGUUUCCUAGGUGGGGGAACACAUAUCACUAGGGAUAUGUGUUUCCCAAGUGGGGGAACACAUAUCACUAGGGAUAUGUGUUUCCCAGGUAGGGGAACGCAUAUCACUAGGGAUAUGUGUUUCCCAGGUGGGGAACACAUAUCACUAGGGAUAUGUGUUUUCAGGGGGGGGGAAACACAUAUUACUAGGGAUAUGUGUUUCCCAAAUGGGGGAACACAUAUCACUAGGGAUAUGUGUUUCCCAGGUAGGGGAACACAUAUCAUUAGGGAUAUGUGUUUCCUAGGUGGGGAAACACAUAUCACUAGGGAUAUGUGUUUCCCAGGUGGGGGAACACAUAUCACUAGGGAUAUGUGUUUCCCAAGUGGGGGAACACAUAUCACUAGGGAUAUGUGUUUCCCGAUUCCCAGGUGGGGAAACACAUAUCACUGGGGAUAUGUGUUUCCCAGGUCAAGGAACACAUAUGUCUAGGGAUUUGUGUUUCCCAGGUAGGGAAACACAUAUCACUAGGGAUACGUAUGGUUGACGGAAGAAAACAAGUAACUACAUAAGUAUAUCCCAGGUGGGGGAACACAUAUCACUAGGGAUAUGUGUUUCCCAGUUGGCGAAACACAUAUCACUAGGGAUAUGUGUUUUCUAGGUGGGGGAACACAUAUCACUAGGGAUAUGUGUUUCCCAUGUGGGGGAACACAUAUCACUAGGGAUAUGUGUUUCCCAGGUGAGGGAACACAUAUCACUAGGGAUAUGUGUUUCCUGGGUGGGGGAACACAUAUCACUAAGGCUAUGUGUUUCCUAGGUGGGGGAACACAUAUCACUAGGGAUAUGUGUUUCCCAGUUGGGGAAACACGUAUCACUAGGGAUAUGUGUUUUCUAGGUGGGGGAACACAUAUCACUAGGGAUAUGUGUUUCCCAGUUGGGGAAACACGUAUCAUUAGGGAUAUGUGUUUUCUAGGUGGGGGAACACAUUUCACUAGGGAUAUGUGUUUCCCAGGUGGGGGAACACAUAUCACUAGGGAUAUGUGUUUCCCAUGUGGGGGAACACAUAUCACUAGGGAUAUGUGUUUCCCAGGUGGGGGAACACAUAUUACUAGGGAUAUGUGUUUCCCAGGUGGGGGAACACAUAUCACUAGGGAUAUUUGUUUCCCAGGUGGGGGAACACAUAUCACUAGGGAUAUGUGUUUCCCAUGUGGGGGAACACAUAUCACUAGGGAUAUGUGUUUCCUAGGUGGGGGAACACAUAUCACUAGGGAUAUGUGUUUCCCAGGUGGGGGAACACAUAUCACUAGGGAUAUGUGUUUCCAGGUGGGGGAACACAUAUCACUAGGGAUAUGUGUUUCCCAGGUGGGGGAACACAUAUCACUAGGGAUAUGUGUUUCCCAGGUGGGGGAACACAUAUCACUAGGGAUAUGUGUUUCCCAGGUGGGGGAACACAUAUCACUAGGGAUAUGUGUUUCCCAGGUGGGGGAACACAUAUCACUAGGGAUAUGUGUUUCCCAGUUGGGGAAACACGUAUCACUAGGAAUAUGUGUUUCCUAGGUGGGGGAACACAUAUCACUAGGUAUAUGUGUUUCCCAGUUGUUGAAACACGUAUCACCAGGGAUAUGUGUUUUCUAGGUGGGGGAACACAUAUCACUAGGGAUAUGUGUUUCCCAUGUGGGGGAACACAUAUCACUAGGGAUAUGUGUUUCCCAGGUGGGGAAACACGUAUCACUAGGGAUAUGUGUUUCGUAGGUGGGGAAACACAUAUUACUACAACAACAACAAACAACAACAUAAGCUUUAUUUGCAUGACUAUAAUUAUGUAGUUACAGUAUUGCAAAAGCUUUAAUAUAAAAAAAAAAAACAAACAAACAAACAAACAAAUCAUAACAAUGAUAAUGCAAUGAUGACUGUAGUCAAUCAAGUGUCAUCAGCAUGACUUGAUAACAAAUUAUUACGUAAAUCAUUACAUAAUGAGACAAAUUUCAACAAAUGUGAAUUUACGGAAAAAUUCUGUGAAUUCAUCAAUUUAAUUAUUAAUUCUGUGUAAGAUAGCUGAUCAAAAUCGACAAAAUUUUGUUGGAUUUGAUCGUAGAAUUUCUCCCUUGGGAUUGAGUAUUUUGGACAAUGGAAGAGAAAAUGAAAUUCGUCUUCAAUUAUACCAGAGUUACAGAUAGGACAGAGUCUAUCGUUGCGGGAAGUUUGAUUAUAUCUUCCAAUUUCAAUCAUGAGUUUGUGGUUACUUAUACGAAUUUUCACUAAAUCUUUCCUAUUCGCAGAAUUUCUAAUUAAGUCUAGAUAACUUGAAAUUUUAUAAUCAUGUUUAAAUAAGCUGUAAAAUUGUAGUUUCUUAGAAUGAUGGAUUGUAUGUUGCCAAUAUGCAAUAUAUUUUUGUUUUAUUAUAUCUAUAUAGUGUUUGAUCUUAGCUUCACUUAAAUUAUUAGGAUCAAAAUCAGGGAGGUCAUAAUAGUCAGAUAUUUUCAUAAGAUUAUUGUAAAAGCUAUUUUUACCAUUACAGUGAAGUUCUAGCGAAGUACGAAAGGCUUGUUUAACAAUAGUAUCCUCGUUUUUACGCUGAAGAUACAAUAUGUAAUAAAGGAUGUUUUUAUAAAUAUUAAUAAUUAAUGGGAACCGUCCCAAUUCACUUCUACUUGCAACAUUUGAAGCUUUAUUGCUUAUUUCUAGGUAACGCUUGCAAAAUUUCAAGUGGGUUUUUUCAAUUACAAUUCAAUUACUAGGAAUAUGUGUUUCCUAGGUGGGGGAACACAUAUCACUACUGAUAUGUGUUUUCCAGGUGGGGAAACACCUAUCACUAGGAAUAGGUGUUUUCCAGGUGGGGGAACACAUAUCACUGUUGCUGGGGUAGGGGAACAGAAAGCGUUUUAUUGUACUUUGUUGCGUAUAUUCCAGGUCGCUGUAAAUGUCUAAUGUAGGGUCAUUUCCCUGGAGCUGAUUUCGUGGGAUUCGCACCCAAGUUUAAGAAGAGAAAGAAAAGUUCGUCGUCGCUUGUUUGCGUCCUCCAUAAAAUGUUAAAUUAGGCCUUUUUUGCCUGGUAGUCGUGCAGUAACGGUAAGGAAAUGCACGCGCAAACUUGUUGUUUGGCUUAAACCUUUUGCUGUUUUGACUUUUCCGUCGCCGUUGCGGUCGUCGUUGCUUAAACUUCCUAAUAACUUUAUUAACUUCUCCUUGCUGUUGCUUAAACUCAGGUUUGGCCGAUCAGUACCUUUUUUGACCAGCAAGUUAACAUGGGAUCUAAGAGACUCGUAGAGGAGCACAGCAAUAAGUGGCCAGCGAAACGCAUUCUUAUGCAGGUAAAUAAAUUGAAACAAAACAUUUCAUCAGCGGGAUAAGUCAGACUUAUAAUUCCAGGAAGACAAACAAAGAAACAAAACAAUACAAUCUGUGAAUUUUAUGCUGCCAAAGAUACAGUACCGUGUGUAGAUAUGGGGACAGGCUAAACUGAAUAUGGCUUAGAACACAGCGUUGUUUAUAAACUGAUUAUUAAUAAACAAGGAGUCUCGAAGGUUUAGCCGGGUGAAAAAGUGCUUGAAGGCUAAGGCUUAUAUUAUUGUAGAAAAAAGGGCUCGCUUUCUUCGGUUUCACCCCUACCCCAACCCCUGAUCUUUUGUCCGAGAUGAACGAACGAUAUCGUAAUUUUUAGAAUAUCUCAGCGUUUGAUUCGUCGUUAUAACUUUUGCGUCUGUCGACAAAAUCUUGUUUAGUCCCUGUACGGCGUCUUCCCAGGCCUUCUUGGUCAAUGCAUUUCGGUGACGUAUCCUAGACGAACGACCACGUGACGCGAAACGCAUCGGCCGCGCGCAAUAUCGAGGCCUAGGGACGAAGCAAGACAAAAUCCUAUACGCCACUUGCACAUGUUCCGUAAUGCACCUUUUUUGCCCCCCAAAGUUUUUAUAACCUUUGUUUUUCAUUUCUCCGGGUAUUACAGCUGUCCCAAAGAAAUUGAAAACAAUGCUUAUGCAAUUUUUUUUCUUGGGGGCGUAUGGGGGAUGUGCAAGUGGCAUAUAGUGAUCUCUUUGGGUGAACUUUUGCAUUGUACCAUUCAAAUCUUCGGAUUUUGCAAUUUUUUUUUCCUUCACCACCAUUUGGAGGGAAAUGAAGGACUACAGUGCAUAAACAAUGUAUGUUACUCUUUUUCUUUCAGCGGCACGUCCUGCGAGCUGUUCCCGUAUCUGAGGUCCAUUAUCAGUGGAAUGACUUUGCGAGUCGCUUCUGGGUGUUUGGUCAUGACCACAAAGUGUACGCACCUGACUACCCUCAGAAAUGUUGCUGCGGAUGCAGUAUUCUGUGAAGACGGAUGUUGCUGGAGCACAGGACGGCGACGCUAUUGAGUGGCGCUCCACAUAAUUGGUUGUCCUGUUAGAGAGAAGAAACUUCGCUGUGAAGAGUAAAAAGAAGAUAUAAUCGCGAAUACUGAAAGACUUUUUUAUUAAGAGAAAAGCCUUAAAAGGCAAUGUAAGAGUAGAUUUAUAUAUUCAAGUUUUCGGUAGAUGCACGGUAAUUUAAGAAAUUGUGCACUUGGUAAAAGUAAAGUAGGUCUAUAUUUUCGUUUAGCAAUUCUUAAUCUAAUGCCAAAAAGGCACUUUAGUAUGCGUUCAGUUGACCUUGCUAUAGUCGGUACGCAACUGUGCAUGUUGGCUGUACUUAAAGGACAUUAUAUUAGGUGCAUUUUAUAAAAGUAAAGUAGGUUUAUUGUCCAGUUUAUUAAUAGCCUGCCAGCAGGCUCACUUGUGCGAAUUCGGGAGAAUCCGCCAUCCAGCGAGGAAAAGUGACUUUGAAUUUCACUUUUGCUCGUUGCAUGGGAGCAGAAUUUUCCCCGAAUUCGCACAAGUAAGUCUGCUCCCAGGCUAGUUUAGGUUUUGAAGUCCAAAACUACGAUGGUAGUGUGCGUUUUAUUCAUAUUACUACAACAGACUCAUUAGUUUUGAAUUAGCUAGAUUCAUACUCAAUAACGGAGAAAUCCGUCCAAAUACGCAACAAUUCUUUGAUAUGAAUGCGGCGAAAAAAAGUUACGUACCUAAGAUUUAUUUGUGUACAGUGAAACUUCGCCUUGCGACCACCUCGGCAUUACGACCAUUUUCUUUCGACCCAAACGUUAAAAUCGCUGAGUCAUUUAAUUAGUUUGAACAACCAUGCGACCACCUCGUUAUUACGGUCUCAUUUUAAAGGGGUUCCACUGUAUUAAACUUCCCGUUAAAAGCUGCAAGAAAAAUAAGAUGGGUUUUGAAAUUUUCAGUGUCAUUUCAAAGCAAAUUUUAAUUCAACAGCUAUAGAUUUUUAUUGCUGAGCUUUUUUUCUUGAUAGAGAAAAGAGGCCUCUACCAGCCAGGAAUUCUUUGAUAAGAUGUUAAGAAUAAAAGUCGCAUUCAUUCACGUUACAUUCUUCUUGAUAUGUUAUAAAAGUUUUAAUUGUUAUUUAUUAUUACUGAUGAUGCUUUUUAUUGAUAGAGGACGUUUCGCGGCGAAAAUGUUUGUAUUACUUUAUAAAUAACUUUUUUUUACCAAAGGGGAAAUUUGUAUUCCUUAGACCUCUGUACUUCCUCCCUUCUCUGUUACAGUAUUACGCGACAUGUGUACUGUCGCACUUUGUAAUAAUCGUCGCACUUUGUAAUACCUGUCGCACUUUGUAAUAAAAUUGUCACACUUUGUAAUACCUGUCGCACUUUGUAAUAACACUUGUCGCACUUUGU
Porites lobata is the source of this 15001-nucleotide messenger RNA. The record is from the annotation of a GenBank genome assembly. NCBI's taxonomy places the organism in Eukaryota, Metazoa, Cnidaria, Anthozoa, Scleractinia, Poritidae.